Messenger RNA from Ostrea edulis (European flat oyster), 948 nucleotides. RefSeq names its product 39S ribosomal protein L10, mitochondrial-like. Gene Ontology annotation, biological process: translation. The transcript is spliced from 5 exons. The record is from RefSeq and is a predicted model, not a curated record. NCBI's taxonomy places the organism in Eukaryota, Metazoa, Mollusca, Bivalvia, Ostreida, Ostreidae. Bases 65 to 880 code for a protein of 271 amino acids. Gene Ontology annotation, molecular function: structural constituent of ribosome. Gene Ontology annotation, cellular component: mitochondrial large ribosomal subunit.
UACAGUCUACUCGCAGAGAAAACAAAAGUUGGAAUAUUAAUGGGACCGAAUCUUCCGUGGGCGAAUGUGCAAAGAGGCGAAAACGCUUGCAACCGUUUUAAAGAUGGCUGCAUUGGUGAAGCGGAUUUCGCCACCAGGUUGGCUUCAUUUCAAGAACUGGCUCUUGGUAAGCACCCGUGACAUUCAGAAAGGCAACUUCAAAAGAAGGAAGACAAAACUUUCAUCAAAACGUAUAUUUGAACUCGUAACAGAGGACAUCUUGAUUGUUCCACCCAAACCACCAAAGGAUGUGUCCUGUUCCAAGUAUAAAAAAAUAAACGGAAUGUAUGACGAGGAAGUGUCUAAUCCAUAUUUUGAGUUUCGGAACAAACUCUGCCAAGACUUUUUAGCAAGGGAUGAGAAUUUCUUCAUCUGUCACAGAAACCCUGUUACAGCAAAGACGAUAUAUGAAUAUAAGCUUACGAUGAAAGAGAAAGGUUUUCGUCUGCAUUUUGGAAUGACCAACAAUCUGUUGAGGAAGAAUAUACCCGGCACUAAGUUUGAAGCACUGGCUCCUUACCUUGCAUCUCACAACGUUCUGAUCACGAGUCGGAAUCCUGAGGAAGCAGACUUCAGAAAGUUGCCAGCAGUCCUCAGAAAAAUGCCAGAGUUCAUCUUAUUAGGUGGCUAUAUUGAUGGGAUAUUAUUAUCAAGAGAGGGCAUAACACAAUAUACAAAACUCCCAGACAAAGAAAUUAGUCACAGUGAAACAGCCGGUAUAUUGAGUCUUGUGGCUGGUGGAAAAACAUCAUCUUUAUUGUACUCUCAUGCACAAACUCUUGGUGUCAAUCUAAAGCAGUAUGAAAAACAGUUACGUGGGGACGAGGAGAAUGAUUCAUGAUAAUGUCUUGUUGUUUACUUAGGUGAUGUUGGAGGUUAUUUUUAUUAAAAGAAGAAAACCUACAGACA